Messenger RNA from Schistosoma spindalis, 1449 nucleotides. NCBI's taxonomy places the organism in Eukaryota, Metazoa, Platyhelminthes, Trematoda, Strigeidida, Schistosomatidae. The record is from the annotation of a GenBank genome assembly.
AUGCUUGAUGGAACUUUAUGGAUAGAAUACAAUAGUACAUGUAGUGGAAAUAUAAGUACUACUGGUAUCAUAAAACUGGAAUAUUCUCUACCAAUAUUAAUACUUAGUAUAAUUGCUUUAAUAUUAAAUGGAUUAUGUAUUUCAAUAUUUUCAAGACAACAUAGAAAAUCAGUUAUGAGAACGAGUUUACUUGUUUUAUCAGCUACUGAAGUACUAUUUCAUUUUUUUGUUUGUAUAGAGUAUACUACACAGCUUAUAUGUUCAUCAAAUCCACGAAUGAUAAGUCCUACAGAAUUUAUAUUAUUUGCUCUUAUCAAUUGGGGUUCUGAUUGUUCUUUAUGUACACGUAAUUGGUGUAAUGUAUUAAUUACUUCAGCUCGUACAGAGGUAGUUGUGUAUCCGAUGCGUAAACGACGUAUACUUUCACAUUCUUCAAUAAAAUUUAUUUAUGGAUUUUUAUGGAUUCUAUCUGGAUUUCUUGCUAUUGUACGUGCAUUUUAUGAUUAUGCAAUUAUUUGUAAUCCAUCAAAUAAUCAAAUGAAUAGUUUAAUUAUACAAUCGAGUGAAACAUCACUAUUACAUACAAAUACCUUAGAUUUAUCUAAUGAUUUUAAUCAAAAAACAAACCCUGUAACAUAUAUUGAUGCUUUAUUAGCUCAAUAUAUCAUUAUUAACUAUGAAGCAUAUUGUUUUUUCAUAUUCCAAGUUAUUGCACCGACAUUAAUUGUUUUAAUUAUGUCAUUUAUUAUAUCAUUUUAUGUUUCACCAUGGCGUGAUACUAAAAUUAUUGAAGUAACAAAUGUACGUCGAAGACAUCAAAUGAAAGCUACUAGAACUAUAUUAUUUUUAGCUAUUUCAUUUCUAUGCUUUCAAACACCUAGUUUUAUUUUAGUUAUUGUACAACAUUAUACUAAUUUAAAAAUUGAAUUUCAGUUAGCUAAAUUAGUUGCGGACCUAUUAUUAACAUUUGAUUCUAUUAUUAAUAUAAUGAUUUAUGCAAUUGGUUUACCAGGUUUUCGUGAUUAUUUAAAUCGAAUGUUUAUUUGUUUAUGUCCUUGGAAUAUUAGUAAUAAUAAUAUCAAUAUUGGUAACAAUAAUAAUAACAAUAGUAAUCGUAUUCUAUUAAAUUCAGUUGCUAUGCACCAAUCAGAAUUUCAUCCAAUCUCAUAUAAUAAUAAUGAUAAUAAUUCAAAAAUUACACAAUUAAAACCAACAAAUUCAUUUAAUUGGAAUAAUUAUCGUCAAGAUACUUAUUAUUCACGUAGAGACAAUUCUUUUCAGCAUAAAGAUAAUUCACAUUGUCAUUAUCAUUCAUUACGUAAUAAUAAACAACAUCAAUAUACCGAUAAUAAUAAUAAUAAUAAAGCUUGUAUUGAAAAUUCACAAUGUGAAAAUAUCAAUGAAGAUUCAUUGAGUAUUAGAGAAAGAGAAAUAUGUGACGAUAUAUAA